ACGGACAGUUGUACAUUCGCGAUUAAAGCAUAUCCGUUGCAGGUUCACAAGGUGGUUCCUCGGGCUUUAUCAUCGUUCGCGUGCAGUGUCACGGCUGACGUCGACUGACACUCGGUGGAACCCCCUUUCCUUUCCCUCUUCUUUUUGUUCGAGAGGAUAGGCUACUUGUUUUCAUCGCAACACCUCGAGCUUCGUGGUGGAGCCGUUUUCCCCAUAUCAAUGUGCAUUAAUGUAGGAGACAACGUGGAAGUGACAACAUUCUUGAUAACAAAGACCACUUACGUGAAGGUUUACCCUUGAGGCUGCGUUUAAUUCUGACAUUGGCGGACUUGUUACCACCACGCGCUUUGUAAACUCGACUAUGUUAUGUCUGUAAAGGCAGUGUUUGACACUGUUGAAGGUUGUGAUGUUAAAUCUCGAUAGACGAGCUCUUAUCUCAUCACCUGGCACCUUUGUUUUGGAUUUGACAAGGAUUUCGUAAAACCUGUGGGUGUACACAACUGACGGAUAUCGGGUUUUAGUCUAAAUCGGGAUCUAUACAUCCAAACUGGGAUCUAUGAGCGGAAAAGUGGCGAAGCCUAAAGAAGAAAAGGAUGCUUCAAAGGUCCAGGAUGACGCUGUCCCAGGUACCCAGGAGUACAUUAUGUUGCGGCAGGAUUCCAUCCAUUCUGCAGAUAUAAGGGGUAAAGGCUCCCCCUUUCGUGCUAAGUGUCAUGAAAUCUUCUGCUGCCCACUGAAGCAAGCCAUCCUCAAAGAGCACUCAGAUCCCGAAGAGCCCCAGCUUAAAGGGAUCGUAACGAAGCUGUACAGUCGACAGGGUUUUCAUUUGCAGCUCCAAGCAGAUGGAACCAUUGACGGCACUAAAGAGGAGGACAGUGGUUUCACCAUGUUCAACCUCAUCCCAGUGGGCCUGCGAGUGGUGGCCAUCCAGGGAGUUCAGACUAAACUCUAUCUGGCCAUGAACAGCGAGGGCUAUCUGUAUACAUCAGAACACUUCACACCAGAGUGCAAAUUUAAGGAAUCAGUGUUUGAGAACUACUACGUGACAUACUCCUCCAUGAUCUACAGACAGCAGCAGUCAGGCAGGGGCUGGUACCUGGGCCUGAACAAGGAAGGAGAGAUCAUGAAGGGUAACCAUGUGAAGAAAAACAAGCCAGCCGCACACUUCCUUCCCAAGCCUUUGAAAGUGGCCAUGUACAGAGAGCCCUCUCUGCAUGAUCUGACUGAGUUCUCACGUUCUGGCAGCGGCACACCCACAAAGAGCCGGAGUGCCUCAGCUGUGUUGAAUGGAGGCAAAGCUGUGAGUCAGCACGAGUCUACGUAGCCCGGUUCUCCCGGCCCAACCCACUACCUUAAGCCUUCACCAGAACCUCUAAAUGCUUGUGACUUCACACAGACUUUUCUCCAAAAGCCCUCAGUGGUUCAGGACAAGAUAACAUAAAACAUAACAUAGCCUUGCAACACUUUCCAAAUUAGCAACAGUUCAUUGGCCUUUUUACAUUCUUCUUUUUCAUUUGGAUUUUUGUUUUUAGACUUUUCUUUCACCACAAUAAUAUCCUUUUGCAUACAAAAGCACAAAAGUUGUAGCCUGUAAUAUAAUGGGGAAUUCCUUUUUAGUCCCUCUCAGCCACUGGCACUGAAUCAAGGUUAGGUUCACCAUUGUUUCUCAUCAAAGUUCAUUUACUAGCAUCGUAGGUCCUGAUCAAGUAAUGCAUUUGUUAAGAAUUCAGGGCAGUAAGUGAGGGUUUAGUUGCUUGGGUGAGGUGGAAAAAUUCACCCCUGUCCUCCAUGCUUCCUGAGUAAGUGAUAGAGAAGCCAUCAGCUCCUGUGUGGGCCAGGCGCUAGCUCUCCUAAAUUCUAGUGCACUCGCUUAGAGGUUCACUCUCUAGCAUGGGAAUAUAAAACCUACAUUCUGCUCACAAAAGAGAGUUGAGUUGUGUCUCUCAGAGCCAUGACUUGCUAAUUGUUUGAAUUAGUUGUGAGCAUUUUUUUUUUACUUGUUUCCCCUCAUGUUCUUCCCCCAAAUAAGUGUUUUUGUGAGGUUUUAACAGUGUCUGGGAGAUCCAGCACAUCAAAAACAGAACUGUGAGAGUUUUCCUGGUGCGCUUACAAACCACACAAGUACAUACACCCAAGACAGGAAGGUUUUUGUGUACAUUUUUGAUUGGGGGGGGUGGGGGGGUUCAGUAUUCUGGGAAAUGCUUUAGCUGGACAGCUUUUUAACGUGUGGUCUGAUAGGGCUGUUUGAAUUAAGUCCAGUCUCCCCUUCUGUCUCUUUUGUUUCUUGUUGUCUCUUUCUAAGUUCCUUUAGUCUGUGUGCUUGUGUUUUUGCCUUUCCUACACAUGUCUACUCUCCUUUGGUCAAUGCUAGUCACCAUUACUGGUGAUUUUCUGAGACAUGGUGGGAUCCCACCUUGACUCUGUUUUGUGUAAGUAACUUAUGGUGGUGAUAAUUUUAUAUAUAUAUAUAUAUAUAUAUAUAUAUAUAUAUAUAUAUAUAUAUAUACACACACACGCAAACAAAAGAGGUACUGUGUAAUUUCAGUUGGUUUAAAUUUUUUAGGGUAUGUCUUAUUUGUAAAAGUGAAAAAAAAAAAAAAACUUCUUGUACAGGGCAUGUACAAAUCAGGUUGUAUAUAAUAAGGUCCCUUUUUGUGGGCGGUGAUAUGUAUACUGCACUUUCCCUCUGGCAACAUAACUUCAUACAUGCAUAGAGGGGCUCUUCUUUCUUCUGUUUCCUUAUGGAUUUUUCUUAUUUUAGAUGAACAUACAGUAUCUGUUGCAUGGGAGACUGCAGGGAGGUGAGGAAUGGAGCUGCAUGAUAUAGGCUAUGUGUAUUAAAUUCCUCCUUGGAUCACAUGUUCCAAAUUACAAGGAUUCAACUGAAAAACAACAUGUCUGUACUGACUGGCACUCUGCCUGGUACCCUCAAGUUGUUUCUUAUUUGUUGUGUACAUACAAUGCACUGAAUAAAAUGUUUAUAU
This is a messenger RNA of Xyrauchen texanus (razorback sucker), 2984 nucleotides long. RefSeq names its product fibroblast growth factor 13. Gene Ontology annotation, biological process: positive regulation of protein phosphorylation; positive regulation of gene expression; fibroblast growth factor receptor signaling pathway. Gene Ontology annotation, cellular component: cytoplasm. Gene Ontology annotation, molecular function: growth factor activity; fibroblast growth factor receptor binding. Lineage: Eukaryota; Metazoa; Chordata; Actinopteri; Cypriniformes; Catostomidae. The record is from RefSeq and is a predicted model, not a curated record. The transcript is spliced from 7 exons. The coding region runs from base 557 to 1324 and encodes 255 amino acids.